UCACUUGAGUCCCUAACCGGCUAACCCUAUUUUUCCUCCCUUCUUCAGCGCCGCUUCUCUUCAGUCUUCACUGUGCGUUGAUCCAAAACUAGGUGACUCUUCAGUCUUCACUUUCUGCUUACAAAGUACAAAUCUAGCUCUGUUCUAUCGCCACUCGCCACUGUCGCCGUUGAUUAUCGUCGUUUCCGGAAAGCUCUUGGCAGUUGCGCUCACUUGACAGCUCUAAGACGAGAUUCAAUUGCGAAGAGUGUUGACUUCGUCUUGCUUUGCUUCAUUCAACUCGUUUAAGACUCACCAAUUUGAUUAAGUAUGUCGGACGACGAGAGAGAAGAGAAGGAAUUGGAUCUGACAAGUCCAAAAGUUGUUACCAGAGGCUAUGCAGCUAGUGGUGUCUGAAUGCAAGACAAAAGCUAAGAUAGUUGAUCUUUGUGAAAAAGGAGAUGCCUUUAUCAAAGAGCAAACAGGGAAUAUAUACAAGAACGUGAAGAAGAAAAUCGAGAGGGGCGUGGCAUUUCCGACCUGCAUUUCAGUUAACAAUACCGUCUGCCAUUUUUCUCCACUGUCUAGUGAUGAGACAGUAUUGGAAGAAGGUGAUAUGGUGAAAAUGCAAAAAUCGGAUGUAACAGAAGCUAUUCAGAAAGUUGCUGCAGCAUAUGACUGCAAGAUCGUUGAGGGUGUUUUGAGCCAUCAAAUGAAGCAGUUUGUGAUUGACGGAAACAAAGUCGUCUCAAGUGUGUCCAAUCCUGAUACCAGAGUAGACGAUGCAGAGUUUGAGGAGAAUGAGGUCUAUUCGGUUAACAUUGUUACAAGCACCGGUGAAGGAAAGCCAAUAUUGUUGGACGGGAAACAAACAACCAUCUACAAGAGAGCUGUAGAUAAAAGCUACAACCUGAAGAUGAAAGCAUCGAGGGUUAUCUUCAGAGAAAUCAGUCAGAAGGUCCCUAUCAUGCCAUUUACAGCAAGGGAUUUGGAGGAGAAAAGAGCUCGUGUGGGACUAGUCGAAUGCGUUAAACAUGAACUUUUGCAGCCAUAUCCUGUUCUACAUGAGAAACCUGGUGAUUUGGUUGCUCACAUAAAAUUCACUGUGCUAUUGAUGCCUAAUGGGCCAGAUAGGAUCACAUCUCAUGCUAUCCAGGAGCUGACACCUGCGAAGACAAUAGACAAUGAGCCUGAAAUCAAGACCUGGCUAGCCUUACCUGUGAAGACCAAGAAGAAAAAGAAAGCAGCUGAGAAAAUGUCACUGGAAUAUAAGUUGGUGGGUGAAAUGUUACUGAAUGGAAUGUUGCAGAGUCUCAACCUAUGGAAGGAGAAAUAAUUGUUGCUGAAUCUUAACAAGUUGAUGGUGCUUGAUUGAUUCAAUUCCAAGAACUAUUUGGUUCUCAUUGUUAUUUGAUCUAGGAUUAAUGAGGUCGUUUUGGACCUUUAUUGUGGCCUUUUUGCUAUACAAGACAGUUCUUUGUCCGGAGACUUUUGUCUUGUUAAAUUAUCCAGUGGGGUUUUCAAUUUUCUAAUGCUUUUAUUGUCCAAAGCUU
Molecule: messenger RNA, 1532 nt
Organism: Nicotiana tabacum (common tobacco)
Lineage: Eukaryota; Viridiplantae; Streptophyta; Magnoliopsida; Solanales; Solanaceae
Product: ERBB-3 BINDING PROTEIN 1
Source: RefSeq, a predicted model, not a curated record